AAAGGAGUACAUUGAAUGCCAACAUGUAGAUCAAAUUUGGACAUAUAUUUUGAUAUGAGCCAAUAAUCAAUUCGAGAUUGUCUUGACCUAUUUUUGUUGGCCCAGGUAAAUUCUAAAUUGUUAGGUUAUCUUUUUCUCAAAAUGUCCACCAAACAAAGAGGCUUUUCAGCAGCUCAGUUAAACAUGAUGAUCCUGUUGUUUCCCUUCCCCGGUUUCACAGACAAGACUUUAAAUGCACAAUGUUAAAUUUUUAGAUUAAAAUAUCCAAAAAAACUCUAGAACAAUGGUAUGUAUUUUGUUUCCAAGAAUGUUUAAAUCCAAGAAAAUAAGCAAUUUUAACCAGGACGUGGACGCCUAUCAAUGACAUCAUACCCGCGUUACCCUCAGUUUCUGAUUUUAUUUUGUAGAAAUUAUAGAAAUACCAAAAAUUAAUAGAUUAUCCCCCGGUUAUCCGACCGCAUUCGACACAUGCGCAGUAGUUUUUUUCUAUGCUCUACCAGACAUCGGAGGGCAGCACUAGUCAUGCCAUCAAAGGGACAUUCACUGAUCAUGAUCGGAGAAGAAUAGUACUACAUCCUUUCCCAUAUUUUUACUUAUCUCUCUCCAUGAAUUUGCCCAUGUUCUUUCAAACAUGAAUUGUACAAAUGUGGGUACUUUCUAAUCUCUUCGCAGACGCUGGUCAAGUUCGCCGUCCAUUGUCGUGUUUUUUCUGUUUUUUCAAGCGUGUUGUUUUUAAACCGGUCUUUUCACACUCUUCUUCGACGGCUGAACACUGUGCUCAAUACUGUGCGUAUUGCCACCUCGUGAACUCUUCUAUACUGCUUGCGCAUGCGCUGUUGCACGUGGACUGUCCGCGCGGUCUCGAAAUUUGGGCUGCACGCGGCCAGGGUGUCGAAAAUUACGUCAUGCGGACGGUGCACGAACGCGGACGGCCGAAGUAUACCCGAGGCUUAAUGGUGCGUUCACACCAGACGCGAAUGAAGCGUUAUUUACGUUAAGUCAAUGCAAAGACGCAAACAGACAUCCUGAGGCGCGAUUCGCGCAAAUGAGGUGGCGCGAAUGACGCGGCGCAGAUUGAGCGUUUCGGGCGAAUCAUGCAAGUUGAAAAAUCUGAACUUUGGCGAAAAUUUGCGCUGCCAAUCAGGAGCUUGCUCUGGUAGUGACCGAGGCGAUCAUUGUCGCUGUAAGAUACAUCUUCAUACUUUUAUAGAAACAGGAAUAAAAAUGAUCUUGCUUGGAAGAAAGUGAGUAAGGAGGUCGGACAAUCUGAUCUGGUGUGUCCCACAACAAUUCACCAAUAAAUACUGGGAAUAUUCACAUCAUCCUAUAAGAGAAGGACAAACUCCAGGUGUAGCAGCUGAAAUCUGUGUGACUGUUAAAGAUGGAGUUUAUUAAAGAGGAGAUUGAAGACAUGAGUGAUCCAGAACCAUCCAGAAUAAAACAUGAAGAUACUGAAGAACAAAUAGACCACGUUCAUUCAGAUGAGAAGCCGUAUGUGUGUUCUCUCUGUGGAAUGAGUUUUUCUUGGCUGGUGAAUUUUAAACAGCACCAGAAAACACAUAAUGAAGUGAGAGAUCAUGUGUGCUUUGAAUGUGGAAAGAGCUUUACUGCAUCUACUCAACUGAAACGGCAUCAAAGAAUUCAUACUGGAGAAAGACCUUACAAGUGCUCAUAUUGUAACAAGAGUUUCACUCAGUCUGCACACUUGAAAUCACAUCAGCAACUUCACACUGGAGAGAAGCCGCACCACUGUACUCAUUGUGAGAAGAGUUUCAGAGAUUCAGCAAGUUUAAAAUAUCAUCUGCAGGUUCACACUGGAGAAAACCUUUUUAACUGUGAUCAGUGUGGUAAAGAUUUUAUUUCAUCAUCAAAUCUAAAACAACACUUGAAAGUUCAUACUGGAGAGAAGCCGUACUACUGUACUCAGUGUGAGAAGAGUUUCAGAUAUUCAGCAGGUUUAAAAUAUCAUCUGCUCUUUCACUCUGGAGAAAAACCAUUUAACUGUGAUCAGUGUGGUAAAGAAUUUGUUUCAUCAUCAAAUCUAAAACAACACCUGAAAGUUCAUUCAGGUGAGAAGCCUUAUGUGUGUUCUCUCUGUGGAAAGAGUUUUUCAUGGCUGAACAGUUUUAAACUGCACCAGAAAACACAUGAUGAAGUGAGAGAUCAUGUAUGCUUUGACUGUGGGAAGAGCUUUACUGCAGCUUACAAUCUAAAACAGCAUCAAAGAAUUCAUACUGGAGAAAAACCUUACAAGUGCUCAUAUUGUGACAAGAGUUUCACUCGGAUGGGAUCACUAAAAUCACAUGAGCGAGUUCAUACUGGAGAGAAGCCGUACCACUGUACUCGGUGUGAGAAGACUUUUAGAAAUUUAUACAGCCUUCACUUUCAUAUGAAAAAAUGUUAGAAGUGAGCAACAUUAGUUUUCAUGUAAAAUAUAUUCAAGUAAAUUCUCUGAGAUCAAAUGUUUAUACUGAAAGCACGGUAUUAUUUAAUUUUGUGAAUUUGGUGAAAAGCUCUGAAAACGUUUCAGCAGUCAACAUGUCUUAUACUGUAAAUUGUACUUUUUUCUGUCAGUAUUGAUUGUGUGCUUAGUAGGUCUUAUUUGAAGAAGAUAUAUUAAAUUAAUAUACUUUAUAUACUAAGUAUACUAUAUUGUGGUCUGAUUGUACAUACAAUUAUGAGAAAUAAAACAAACAUAUUGUCUUGAUCUAUUUAAUGAACAAAGAGUUGUUUAGUUUUAAUUGUUUUAGUUUGUUUAAUCACAAUUGUUCCCCCUAUACAGAAUGAACUUUCUGAAUGCUUAUAUUUAUAUCUUCUAAAUGCAAAUUUUGGCAUUGGAGCACACUAGCUUAUUGAUAACAAAGGCUAACAUAUUCAUACUAAAAGCCAAAAAACUUAAAUUUUGUCUUUUAAUGGGGACUUCAAGGGAUAGUUUCACUCUGUC
Messenger RNA from Megalobrama amblycephala (Wuchang bream), 2944 nucleotides. RefSeq names its product zinc finger protein 501-like. Gene Ontology annotation, cellular component: nucleus. The transcript has 3 exons. NCBI's taxonomy places the organism in Eukaryota, Metazoa, Chordata, Actinopteri, Cypriniformes, Xenocyprididae. The record is from RefSeq and is a predicted model, not a curated record. The coding region runs from base 1382 to 2404 and encodes 340 amino acids.